Messenger RNA from Heterotrigona itama, 2296 nucleotides. The record is from the annotation of a GenBank genome assembly. NCBI's taxonomy places the organism in Eukaryota, Metazoa, Arthropoda, Insecta, Hymenoptera, Apidae.
GUAAAAAUACAUUGUAUAUGAGAUCUAUUCAUACCUAGUCUGUGAAAACACCUAAAAAUUUGAUUAAUAAUUUGCAUUAUUUUCUUACUCGUAUAGAUAUACAAAAUGACAUAGGUAUACUAAAUCGUAUCGUCGAAUGUAAUAUGAAUUUGUUGUAUUGAAUUUUAGCUUUAUAUUUUUGUAUUUAUUAACGUAAAUUUGUAAAAAAAAUAUAUCAGUUGCUUAUUAAUGGACGAUAAAGUAAAAGAAUGUGAUAUCGAUGCGUAUGGUAUGGUUUCUACUCGAGGACCAAAAUUUAAAUUCUGUGAUGGUGAAAAAGUUCUUUGUUACGAGCCUGAUCCUACAAAAGCGAAAGUAUUAUACGAUUCUAAGGGAUGGAAUUCUUCUUGGGAUCGUUGUGUAACGGAGGAAUAUGUAUUAAAGGAUACAGAAGAAAAUCGUCAACUUCAAAGAGACCUAGCACAGAAAGCACAGUUACAAUUAGGAGCAUAUUUGUAUCGAAGAGAACGUAAAAAGAGAAGUCAUAAAUUACCUGAACGUUUAAACGAGGCUGAAAAUCAAGAACCGAGAAGAAGAGCAAGAAGUGGUGGAAGCAGAGCAACAUCUGCUACAACUGGAUCAUCAGAAGAUGGUAGUUCAGGACAACAUGCUGAUUAUGAUACUGAAGAAGUUAUCACUGAAGAAGAUACAGAAAGUAGUUCAGAUUAUGUUGGUGAAACAAGCGAUGAUGAAGAUAGUGGUGGAGGAAGUCAAUCUGGUGCCAGUAUAAAGCCAGGAAUUGAUCUUGAUAUAGGUACUACUUUAAGAAGAAUUCUGGACCAAGAUCAUGAUUUGAUAACUAAUAAAAAUAAGCUAGCUGUUCUCCCUGCACAACCUACUGUUGCAAAUAUUUUAGAAUCGUGGGUUCAGCACUUUACAACAACGCAAUUAACAAACAUUCCAGAAAAACCACAAAGGAACAAAGCGAAUAAUACGAUAGAAAAGACAAUUAACGAAAUAAAUAUAUGCAGAGAAGUUGCCGAUGGAUUGCGUAUAUAUUUCGAUUUUACAUUACACGAUCUCCUUUUGUAUAGGCAAGAACAAGAACAAUAUUGUAAUUUAAAGUCUUCUUUCUUGUACACUGAACAUCCAACUCUUGUAAAAGAAGAACCAAUUGAGAACUCAGAAAUUUUAGUUAAAGAAGAAUACGAAGAUACCGAAUAUGCUCAUUUACCACCGUUUCAAGAACAUGACCAAGAAAUAGAUAUGUCGAAAACAGUGGCAAACUCUAAGCGAAGAUUAAGAUCAAACAGAGUGAGUUCUAUCGAUGAAAAUAGACAAUUGAGAUCGUAUGAAGAAAUUAAACAAGAUACAGGAAAUUUAUCGAGUAUUGCAAGUACAAGUUCUCGUUGUUCUAGCCCACGCGGUGUAACGCUACGAGUCCCAGUUGUUACAUCUGCGCAAGUCAAUGCUUUACUACAACAAUCGAACAAAUGGAGAUUAGUACCUGACUCUGUAAAGCCUGAGAGUCCUCCAAAUCCUUGCACAUACUAUGGUGCCAUUCACUUAACGCGACUGUUUGGUAUGCAAAAUAUUUUUAUUUAUAACAUUUAGUAGAAAUGUUUUUAACAAAUAUUUCUUAAUAAAAAAAUCAAAAAUAAUAUCAUUUUUUAUAGUUAAAUUACCGGACUUGUUGCAAUUAACAGAUAUACCACAUAAAAAAUUGAAGGUUCUUCUAAAAUACUUAGAUAUGUUCCUCAGGUAUAAUAUUUAUUUAUUUAUUUAUUAAAUAUCCUUUAAAUAUCCUUUUCUUCACGUGACUAAUGAAAUUAUAUCUUUAACGUUGUAGUUAUUUAGAAAUGCAUAGAGAAUGGUUUGGAGAACAAUUUUAUAUGCAAAUGGAAAGCCAAUUAAUAUCUCAAGCAAGUAAUUCUUAACAUAAUAAAAAUGAACAGCAUACUUUCUCUAUUCAUUUAUAGAUGCGAAUGUGUAUGCGUAUUACGCGAAAUGUGCAGCAAGGAUGUAUGUUUGUGAAUUCGGUAUAAGUGAUAAACUCUUUUAUAUUAAUUACCAAAAUGCUUUUUUACAUGCCUUUCAUAAUGAAAUUUUGCUUAUAAUUCAUUUAUAUUAUAUUAACACGUUGACUGCAACCGAGUGGUCACUGGUAAUCGUCGUUUUUAUUUCUAUAAAUAUUUUAGAAUAAUUAAAAUGAGAUGAAUAUCAUUAACAGUGAAUUUUAAAUAACAUAAAUAACUAAAUAUUAUAAAAAUACGCUUUCGUUGUAUUUUAUUGUAAUACAAUAUCUUAUAGAAAUUAA